Lynx canadensis (Canada lynx) is the source of this 2690-nucleotide messenger RNA. It is a transcript of the gene TLX2, whose product is annotated as T cell leukemia homeobox 2. The coding region runs from base 136 to 990 and encodes 284 amino acids. Gene Ontology annotation, biological process: animal organ development; regulation of transcription by RNA polymerase II. The transcript has 3 exons. Gene Ontology annotation, cellular component: nucleus. The record is from RefSeq and is a predicted model, not a curated record. NCBI's taxonomy places the organism in Eukaryota, Metazoa, Chordata, Mammalia, Carnivora, Felidae. Gene Ontology annotation, molecular function: DNA-binding transcription factor activity, RNA polymerase II-specific; RNA polymerase II cis-regulatory region sequence-specific DNA binding.
CCGGGGACCCGCCGCGGCCAGCUCCGCGGGCCCCUGAGGCCGUCGCCCCCAGCGCUCCGCGGCUGGGCUCCCAGAGUUGCCUGGGGCGCCCUCCCCAACCGCCAAACCUCCUGCGGUCCUCCUUGACCCGGACCCAUGGAGCCGGCGGUCCUGGCCUCGCACAACCUCCCGCACCACGAGCCAAUCAGCUUUGGCAUCGACCAGAUCCUGAGCUGCCCGGAACCCCCCGGGAGCAGCCUAGGCCCCGGUCGGUCGGGCCAGGGCCAUGCGGAGAGUGUGGCGUUCUCGGGUGGAUUUCACGGAACCUCAAGCUACGGCCCCGCGGGAUCGCUGGCCCCCCUACCUGGCAGCUCCGGCAUGGGCCCAGGUGGCGUGAUCCGCGUCCCGGCGCAUCGUCCGCUGCCAGUGCCGCCGCCUGCGGGAGGUGCCCCUGCGGUGCCUGGACCCUCUGGCUUGGGCGGAGCCGGGGGCCUAGCGGGACUCACCUUCCCUUGGAUGGACAGCGGCCGCCGCUUUGCCAAGGACCGGCUCACGGCCGCACUCUCGCCCUUCUCCGGGACGCGCCGCAUAGGCCACCCCUACCAAAACCGGACCCCUCCGAAGCGGAAGAAGCCGCGCACGUCCUUCUCCCGUUCGCAGGUGCUGGAGCUGGAGCGGCGCUUCCUGCGCCAGAAGUACUUGGCCUCGGCCGAGAGAGCAGCGCUGGCCAAGGCCCUGCGCAUGACCGACGCACAGGUCAAGACUUGGUUCCAGAACCGGCGCACCAAGUGGCGGCGCCAGACGGCGGAGGAACGCGAGGCGGAGCGGCACCGCGCGGGCCGGCUGCUCCUGCACCUGCAGCAGGACGCCCUACCCCGGCCUCUGCGGCCGCCGCUGCCCCCCGACCCACUCUGCCUGCACAACUCGUCGCUCUUUGCGCUGCAGAACCUACAGCCCUGGGCCGAGGACAACAAGGUGGCUUCCGUGUCUGGGCUCGCCUCGGUGGUGUGAGCGACGCCUGCCCAACCCGCCGAGCGCUCUUUUCCGGACCGAGGCGCCGCGUGGAGCGCCGGGCUCAGGGCCACGGAGCGCGCGGCUGACCAUGCCGUGGCUCUGUGGUAGCGGAGCUUGUGAGGAAGGGCUGGCUUUGAGGCUAUCGUCGAGGGCUCCUGGGCCACUGCCGGCUCCCAGGCUAGCGUUGCACGGAAGCACCGUGCUUAGACGUGGCCUUUCCCGCCAUUUCCCAGUCAACUGUGGUUGCACCCCAGCUGGAAUCCGAGGAGCCGAGAAGGCGGGACCUGCAGUAUGGUAGCCAAUGAGGUGAGGGGAGGGGGAGGGCUGGCCAAUGGGAGCUGCUCUCCUGAGGACUACGGAUUCUUCCGAGGGUGGGUUAGUGCUGGGGUUCUGGACCCACCGGGCAAUCUCAAGGUGGUGCUGGGAUGGGACGGCAGCUCGCACGCACUGCCUGGGCCUGUACCAAAGGUGUGAUGGAAGGAAAGAAGACACCAAUGACAGUGGUAUAACGGAGGAGGUGCUGGAGGGUGAGAGUCUGACUGACUGUGACAGGAACCAGAGGGUUAUCCACACUGGGCAUCUCAUUCUUCAACUGUAAAAUAAUCGCCAAGGAUACCUUCCUGACUUUGAACCUCAUGUUGUCGUGUGUGUUCAACCCGCUGACUCCGUCCUCCUCCUUGAGCCUCACAACGUGCCUGGGCGGCAGGCAAGACGGAUGCUUAUACACCCCAUGAAAGACACAGUCACUAAUCUGGCUCUGGUGUCCUAUGGGGACAGAGAGGGGAGAGGGGGGAGGAGUGGAUAAAAUUAAUGGGCCCUGUGGAGUUAGGGUGAGCAGAAUUUGGCAAAUAAGUAGGGAUAUCUGAGAAGAAUCAAAGAUAAUUCCAAGGUUGGAAAUGUAGAGGACCAGGAGAUCAAUGGUGUCGUGGAUAAUAAAGAGGAAUGAAAAGACUGGAGCAAGAUAACUCUGAAGGCAAAACUAAAUGCCAGACCUAAAGAGAAUACAUUCUGGAAAAGUGCUUUUGGGGGAGGUUGGUUGACAUCUACGCAGACGUGGAGCUAGAAUGAUGAGAACAGAUAGACUCUCCAAGGGGAGGACACUCUGAGGAGAAAAAAGCAGAGUUGUAAGGAUUAAAUCUUUCUUUCUACCAAUUUCUACAAACACAUUUACAAUGUGCAAGAUGAUGGAGGAUAUCAAAGUUAAUAGUUCAAAGGAAGAAAAGGGAAUGAGCACUCAGCUGGAAAGAAAGGAAAGCAUGAUGUCCCUGAAGUUGUUAGAAAGACUUUAGCUUGUGAGUGGGCCAGGGGCUGCUGGGACGCUUAUUGAUGGAAAGUUAAGAGUUUGGGGAUGGUUGCAACAGCCAUGAGGUUUAAGAAGGAGCAGGAUCUAAGUUGUAUGUGGAAAAGGGAAGAUUUUUGUCUGAUUUCUUACAGCACUCUCAUUCUUCCUCCCCUAGAGGCAGCAGUAAGACAGAGGGAAGUGAGCUUUGGGCAGGGUCAGAGACCAACUGUUGUCAAACUGCUCACGUUCUAGGGUAGUGACAGCUAGGUCAGUCACAGCACCAAGUCUUGACCACGGGAGGGAACCAGGCAAGAGGAUAUUGUGGGGGGAGUUGGAUGAUACUGUGUCAUCUCUAACUCAUGGAUGUUGUGUAUGCUGUUGCAGAACAAAACUCAAACUUGACACAUAGAAAAAG